Messenger RNA from Exophiala xenobiotica, 3269 nucleotides. RefSeq lists its product as uncharacterized. The transcript is spliced from 5 exons. Gene Ontology annotation, biological process: positive regulation of transcription from RNA polymerase II promoter by galactose; DNA-templated transcription. The record is from RefSeq and is a predicted model, not a curated record. Bases 30 to 2171 code for a protein of 713 amino acids. Lineage: Eukaryota; Fungi; Ascomycota; Eurotiomycetes; Chaetothyriales; Herpotrichiellaceae. Gene Ontology annotation, molecular function: DNA-binding transcription factor activity, RNA polymerase II-specific; zinc ion binding; RNA polymerase II cis-regulatory region sequence-specific DNA binding. Gene Ontology annotation, cellular component: nucleus.
CGUACCUUAGGUAUCAUUGCAGAGCAGGAAUGCAUGAACAUAUGCCAGCAGGAAGUUCAACACCCCCAAUCGUCGAGAACACCAGCGUCACUUCGCACGGUUUGGAAACGCCAAUCCGACGCAAACGGCCCAAGAUCUCGCUGGCCUGCAACAACUGUCGUUACCGGAGAAAGCGUUGCGAUGGCAGGCAACCCGUAUGCGCAGUCUGUGAGCGACGUCUCGUCCAGUCUACCUGCGUAUACGAGCGGCCUCCGCUUGACCUUAACAGGCAAGCACUUGAUCCACGACGAGCCGAUCAUGUUGAGCAACUUUCCUUCAACCCCAGGUAUCCUUCUCGGUCUGGCUUAGCCGAAUCACACGAUCCGGCGCAGCGACGGGAAUUCAAUGGUGAUCGUUCUAUGGAUGGAGUAGCAACAGUUGCUGCCGGCGAGCACGAUCCGGCAGUAUAUGGCAGCUCUUCUACGAUUGCCUUCGUCCAGCAUGUCACUGAUGGCAUACAGACACCGAACGAGUCUCCGGGAGCCCCCAGGGUCAACAGCAUCAAACCCCAUCCAGGCCAAGGUGGAAAAGGAGAGCUAGGUUCGCAUCCAGAAAUCACUCGCGAGAAAGACGAUGCUGCUGCUGUCUUUCCGCAACGUGGAAAUGCGGACGAUUACCUCCACUGCUAUUGGGAGUUUAUUCAUCCUGUUUUCCCCAUCGUCCACAAAUCUUCUUUCAUCAAGCAGUACGAGAGACUGUGGCUGCCUGCUGAUGCACGAAGCUCCUCCGAGAACCGUUUUGAUGUCGACAGUACAAUCUAUUGUUCAAUGCUGAAUCUCGUUUUCGCUUUGGGCUGUCAAUUCAGUAACCUUCUUCCUUCUUCCAAAAGAGCAUCAAUGGCCGACGAGUUCUAUCAGCGAUCACGGAAAGUCUUCCUUUUUGAGAUCCUUGACUCGUCCUCAUUGCCUCUGGUACAAUAUCUUCUCCUCCAAGGUGCUUACCUCCAAUCUUCACGCUAUGCUACUCGCUGCUGGAAUGUUGUCGGACUCGCAAUAAGAGUAGCCCAAAGCUUGGGCUUACAUCUUCCUCUGGGACGGAAGGGCGAGACUCAGUUGGUGCGGGAGAUGAAACGCAGAGUCUGGCAUACAUGUGUGGUACUGGACAGACUCCUUGCCAUGACUUUUGGACGACCAACCAUGCUUCCGGACGCUGGGAAAGUUCCUAUUCCUCUUGUGAUCGACGAUGAAUAUCUUCGGGAUGAUUCAGAAGAUGGAAUCCAGCCCGCGAGUGUCCCGUCUCGUCUAGGCUUGUUUACCUCAUCUUGCAAGCUAUUCGAAUACCUUGGUGAGAUCCUAAAGGCCUUCUAUGUGGGAGAAUCAGAGCCCCAGGACAUGAUCGAAAAAGCUCUAAGGUUCAACGGUCGCCUCGACGAAUUUGCGAACUCGGUGCCAAGUUAUUUGCAAAUGUCGCAGGUCUCCCGAAUGGUCAUCUCUGAGAAGAAUAGCUGCGUCAGUCUACAACAGCAGGUAUUAUAUUGCAGGUUUUUGUAUGUCCGGUUGUUGUCAUUGCGGCCGCUUCUUCUUCAUGCUACAAGCCGUAGGCGGCAAAACGUAGACAGAACCUCGAACGAUAUCUGGAUGUCAUCAUUGGACAAGGACUUGAUCCAAAGAUGCUGCAACGUUUGCGUUGAGACCGCCCACCGCCUCAUCGAGGUCAUACAUCAGCAUCUUGACACUGCAUAUAAGAGCGCCGGGUGGCAUUCGGUCUACUUCACAUUUGCAGCGGCCGUCCUCCUGCUCGCCGCCCAGCAACGUAUCGACAUCAAUGUGCAAAGUACAGGCUAUUGCUUCGAGACGAGUUGGAAUCGUUGCCUGUCAAUUUUGGAGCACUACAAAGAGCAAAUAGUUUCGGCGCCGCAAGCAAUAGCUGUUCUUCAAAGACUGAGAGGUCAAACGUCCCCAACGCAGCCUCACCCUCAUCUUCAAGGACUCGGAAAUGCUGCCGGGACCGACAACCCUGAAGGUCUAACUGAUGGUGCUCCGUUCGGAAUCGAGCACAUGGAAUCUGAUGCACUCCAAGAGUUCGACUUCAGGCAAUUCAACCCUUUCGGCGGAGAUUGCAUAUCAGACGCCUGGUUCGGACAGCAUCUCACGAACCUGGACUUUUUUGACUUGGAUCCAGACAUACUGUGACCCUUCCUUCUUUGUGCUGCCAAAUUCGAGACCCGAUUCUGAACGAAGGCUGUUAUCUCUGCAGCCUUUUCCCCAGUUCUUCUCUGGCUUGUUCGCACAUCUUGGCUACGUCAACCUCUCCAAUGAUUCCGUUUUGCCUAUUGAUCUCCGCCUCGAUCUUGGCAAAGUCCCUCCCGACACCCUUCGCUCGCCACUCAUAGCAGUCUCCGAUAUGUCGACUGGCCUGAACGAGCCAAUGGCCUCUUUCUUUCCUUUCGGCAUCGAACGUCGCAAAAACAGCCUCCAGGUGCUGUGGCUCUCGGACACGUUGAUCGGCCAGCAGCUCCGCGAGCACCGCGCUGUCCUCAAUGCAGAGUCCCGCUCCUGCACCAUGAUGUGGAGACGUUGCAUGUGCGGCGUCUCCAGAUAUGCAAACGCGGCCCUUAUGCAUGGCUGGUACUGGAUGCUCACCAAGGUCAAAGAUAGCCCACUGGAACAUGGUUAGGCACAUGACACUCCUCGGCAAUCUUCAAUCGACUCACCACAUCCAGAUCUGGCUUCGUCAAUUUCAACAAGUUGAUCACCUUGGAACCGUACCCAGUGAAGUCGCGGAGGGCGUCUUCGCGCUUCGCCGGCCUCGUCAACUUGUUGAAGUCAGGCCACUCCUCCGGCGAUGUUCGGAACGCGACAAUGUUCAACGUUUGACCAUGGUUAACUGGGAAGGUGAGGACGUGACCAUCGGGGCCCAUCUGUCACGUCAGUCACUAUUUCGGGGCGGUGGCCGAUUGCUACAUACGUGCAUGCACGCGUUUUGCGCCAAUUCUUCUCCAACAGCCUCAAUGGCCUUGUCCAUCGGCGCCAGGCCUCGGUAAGCGUACUUAUGCGUAUACACCGGAUACGCAGAAGGAUGAUCCCGACCGACAAUGAUCUGCCUGACCGUCGAUUUGAUCCCGUCACAACCGAUGACCGCAUCGGCUUCGGCGCUCGUACCGUCCUCAAACUGCAUCACCAGCUUCCCAUGGCCGUUGUCCUGGAUUCCUUUCAGUCUCUUUCCAAAACGAGCGAUUUCUUUGGGCACCAAAUGCACCAUCUCGUCCAGAUACCGCGCGCGAUGCACAC